Messenger RNA from Salvelinus fontinalis (brook trout), 8861 nucleotides. Its product is annotated as probable C-mannosyltransferase DPY19L3. The record is from RefSeq and is a predicted model, not a curated record. Bases 432 to 2642 code for a protein of 736 amino acids. The transcript is spliced from 19 exons. Gene Ontology annotation, cellular component: nuclear inner membrane. Lineage: Eukaryota; Metazoa; Chordata; Actinopteri; Salmoniformes; Salmonidae. Gene Ontology annotation, molecular function: mannosyltransferase activity.
CAUAAAUAUAUGAACAAGUGUAAUCAAAUCCUUUUUUUGUUGCUAUCAAAAACGACAUUCACUAUCGACCGAGCAUGAAACCGAUACUGAGGCUGUCCAUUCGAAGAGACCGAGAUUAGCGAGUGAUGCGAUCUGAUAUUUCAUGACAUUCUAGCAGCGGCGUGAGUAGGAAAUGCCGCAGCAACCCAGGCCUGUGUGAUGAAUGAAAACAGCGAAUGAAUGAAAAGCAAGAGACAAUUGUGUAGUUUGUUUGCGUUUUUUUCAUGGGUUACCACAGACAUGUGUUUGUGUUUAGUUGUUUUUCUUUUUGCAAAACUGUAAUGGCAGCAUAGGAUGGUGGAGACGCGAAACACUUUCGAUAGACAGUCAGUCACUAUUUGAUGACAUCAGGGGACAUGUUGAUGUGCAGUCUGUCCCAUGAGUGAGCCACCAUGACUGCCCUUAGGCAGAGGAAGGGCAGCAAAGGAAGUAAGGAGGCUGGUCCAGAGGUCCUGAACCAGAGGUUCUACCCUUCAGCAGAGCCCCUAUCGAGGACUUCAGACGGCGUAUGGACAUGGAGGACAGUGCUAUGGGUUGCCAUAGGUUGGAUUGUGGGCAUUAGUCUUGGCAUGCUGUGCUGCAUCUACGUGGCUACGCUCCAUGAAAAUGACCUGUGGUUUUCCAACAUCAAGGAAGUUGAGCGUGAAAUCUCCUUUCGGACCGAAUGUGGCCUGUACUACUCGUACUAUAAACAGAUGUUGAGAGCUCCCUCCAUACAGCAAGGUCUUUCAGAGCUCAUCAAUGAUAAUGCCACUGAAUCCAAGAGAACCAUCAACCUCCUGCGACGCAUGAACAUCUAUCAGGAGGUGUUCCUAGGUGUUCUCUAUAGGAUUCUACCCAUACAGGCCUACCUGGAGCCAGUGUAUUUCUAUAUCUACACAGUGUUUUCCCUCCAAGCGGUGUAUGUCAUAGCCCUAUUCAUCACCAGCUGGCUGCUCAGUGGUUCCUGGCUAGCAGGGGCUCUCACUGGAGUCUGGUACAUCCUCAACAGAGUGGACACAACGCGGGUGGAGUUCACCAUCUCUCUCAGGGAGAACUGGUCCCUGCCCUUCUUCGCUCUCCAGAUAGCUGCCAUCACUUGCUACCUGAGGCCUCACCUCAAACCCAUCCAGCAGAAGGUGGUGUUGUGGCUGAUGUUCCUGGCCACGUUGUGUUUCUGCCUCACCUGGCAGUUUAAUCAGUUCAUCCUGCUGGUUCAGGCUCUCAUCAUCUUCACCCUGGACUGUCUGGACCUCAUCUCCACAGAACAGGUGACCUGCCUGUACCUAGUCCAGGUAAGCAGCCUGCUGUGCGUGUGGCUGCUGCAGUUCUGUAACUCCAUGAUCCUGGGCUCUCUGGCUCUCAGCUUCAUUGUGGCCGCUCUCUUUGUCAAGCACUUCCAGAGAGGGCUGAAGACAGGAGGUGUCGCAGCACGGCUGGGAAAGCUGCUCCUUCACACCGUCCUCGUCCUCGCACUGACAUUCACUAUUCAUUAUUUAGCCAAGCAAGCGUUGCAGGUCCGAUCGGAUGAACACAUCUUUAAAUUCAUAAAGUCCAAAUUUGGCUUGGGGCCUACCAGAGAUUUUGAUGCCAGUCUUUACCUGUGUGAGGAAGCCUUUGGGCUGCUUCCCUUGGACACGUUUGACCGCUUGGCUGGCACUCUGCUGGCAUACCCUUACCUCGUCACCCUGAUUGUGCUCCUGGUGAUGCUGGCGCUGGUAACACUGGCCAACCUCUGUGAUUCUUCAGCGGUCGGGCGUCCGCUGAAAGGCCGGGUCGAGGAGCGGCCGAUUUGUAUGCGGGCAGAUGUCGCCUACAAUCUGUUACACACCGUCUUCUUCGGCCUCCUGGCGCUCAGCACCAUGAGAAUGAAAUAUCUGUGGACUGGCCAUAUGUGUGCCUUUGCUGCCUAUGGCGUGUGUGGCAAGGAGCUGUGGUCCCUCUGCCUGAACAUGAUCCACUGUAACACUAAAACAAAGCUGAGGCUGAUCAGGUACACGGUUCCACUUGCCAUUCUGGGAUUCCUAUAUUACAAGUUCUGGCCCAAACUGAUGACGGAAGUAUCAGAACUGAGAGAAUUCUACGACCCUGACACUGUUGAGCUGAUGACCUGGAUUAGCUCAAAGACCCCCAAGAAGGCAGUGUUUGCUGGGAGCAUGCAGCUGCUGGCUGGGAUCAAACUGUGCACAGGGAGAGUCCUGACUAACCACCCACACUAUGAAGACCGAGCCCUGAGAGAGAGGACCAGACAGGUGUAUCAGAUCUACGCCCAGCAAUCCCCGGAGGAGGUCCACAGGAUCCUGCGCGUGGCGGGGGCUGAUUUCGUGGUGAUGGAGGACAGCAUCUGCUACGAGAGGAGGCAUGGCCGGGGCUGCAGGCUCCGAGACCUGCUGGACCUGGCCAACGGACACAUCAUGGAUGGCCCUGGGGACAACGACCCAGACUUGGUCCACGCCUCCCAUCCUCGCUUCUGUGAGUCCGUCAAGACAGACGGCCCUGCCUACACAGCCCUCUUCACCCGCGUGUUCCAAAGCAAGACCUUCCACGUCUACAAGCUGAAGAAGGGCAAGAAGAGAGCCAAGGCAGACAGCGAGCCGGUGGCCAUGGAGGAUAAAACCCAGUAAUAAGACCCUGGGGACCUCAUAAACAACGCCCCAUACCCCAUAAACAACACCCCACCCAUAUCCAGCCCGCCCGCCCAGUCUCCGACUCAGCCUCCGGCUCCCUGCCAAGUCGAUAACCCGAUGACUUCUCUGUGCUCCCUGCUCUCUGGUCUACCCGAGUUCAUCUGGAACCAUGGCUGCACUCUCCCACCCGCCGCCCUCCCUCCUUCCAUCCCGCCGUGCGCCACGGCGGCCAGAGGCAGGUGAUCACGUCCGGCUGACACGGCGCUGAUUUGAGCAGCGUCUGAUUGCGGCGGGCGAGCAGAUGAGCACAUGCAUAUCAAACCAGGGCUUUGUGUCAGGAAGCUCAUGUUUAAACAGGAGAGGAGGGAUGACGGCGCAUCACAACAUCAUUCAGGGCUCCCCGCUCGCUUUCACCCAGACUAAAGGCAAAGCAGAGGAGAGGAGAGAGACCUUUGAGAGGGAGCUGAUUGAAAGAUAGAGCAGCGGGGGUAAUUAUUGCGAAGGCUAGUCUGGUCUCUUUGGUGGCUGGGUCUGCAGCCUGACUGCACAGCUGCACCCUGUGCCAUUUUUUUCCCCUUCUUUUUUUAAAAACCGUGCCAUGUCUCGUCUCCACUCGUUAAUGAGGAUUCCUCUUUCGAUACUCUCUCCCUCAAACGCAAAGCUCUGCAUACGUUGUCAGUUGCGGUGCAUCAAGGGGAAGUGGCAUUCUCAUUGUAAUGCAUAACAGUCAUAUCACUGUGAAGAGGAUUUGCUUGUUUAUUCCGUUGCAUUGAAAUUGGAUGUUUAAUUUAGUAGUUGGCUGACAGAUUUUUUUUGACGAGGGAGAAGUCAUUUCAUUGUGUUUUCCUAAUAAGUGCAUACUAAUGUAAUGUUGUUGAGCAUUGACAUAGUUCGUUUUCAUAUUUAUUAAUAAUUCAGUUUAGAUGCGUCGGUCAUUUUAAGCAACAGUAUUUUAAUGGAAAUUAAAUGAGAAAAUGUUUAACUGUGUGUAUUCCCUCAAAACUCAACACCCCAGAAUCAUACAGUAUUCUGGAGAAGGACUGCACUGUGGGUAAACCAUGACCACUGGUCAAUGUUGAAUUAGGUGAAUGGUUAACAUAUUCAUGGUCACUGGUCUAUGUAUGACUGGCUAAAAUACAAAUUCAAGUAUUUCGAUUUAUUUCACAUGUUGGUGCAUUACAAAAUGGGAUUGAAAUAGAUUUAAUUGUCAUUUUCUGUCAUUGAUUUACAUUUAUUUAUACGGAUUUAAUACAAAUUAAAUAACUAAAAUAUAGUUGUUGCAUAAGUAUUCACCCCCCUUUGUUUAGGCAAGCCUAAAUUAGUUCAGGAGUAACAUUUGGCUUAACAAAUCACUUAAGUUACAUGGACUCACACUGUAUGAAUUAAUAGUAGUUGACAUGCUUUUUAAUGACUACCCCUUCCUCUGUCCCCCGUACAUACAACAGUUGUAAGGUCACUCAGUCAACUAUUGAAUUUCAAGCACCGAUUCAACUACAAAGACCAGAGGGAGGACUACGAAGCAAGCUACAGUGUAUCUACUCAGGGUUUUCUAAAGCUAGCCAGCUUCAGUUACUUUCCCAUUCCAGCUCAGGCUUCCAUCCGUGCUACGAUGGGGGGAUAUUGCUCGUCCGUCUGCCGUAAACUCUAGCAGGCUUAUAACUGCGUUUGUAUGUCGCACGUGGCUAGUCAAAUACCAGACUUUUCAUUGGGACAAUUCUGAAACAUCAAUCCAUGGGAAAGUCAGUGCCACAUUUUUCAUUUGUGCACAAAUCAAAAGUAAAGAAAAUAGCAAAUUCAGCAGGCUUUCGUAUGAAAUAGACUUUCAGAAGUGCUGUCUUUAUUUUAUUACUUGGGUGUGGUUAUCAACACACAAAUACCUUUUCCCCCACUCCUAUUGGUCAAAUAAUUGUAUUAAGUCAUACAAAUGUUUUACUGUGCGUGAAGUUUCAGAUGCAUUUGUCAUUACAAAAUAUGUCAUGUGAUAGGUAUUUUAACAUGGUCACACUUUAUUUGGAUAGUCCAGAUAGGCCCAUCUGUAGAUGCUCUACAGAUGGUUAUACUGUCAAUAUGCUAUCAAGGUCAUACUAUCUGUUGUUAAGCAACUGUGGUUACGGUUAGGGUUAUGCUACGGUUAGGGUUAUGCUACGGUUAGGGUUAUGCUACGGUUAGGGUUAUGCUACGGUUAGGGUUAUGCUACGGUUAGGGUUAUGCUACGGUUAGGGUUAUGCUACGGUUAGGGGUUAUGCUACGGUUAGGGGUUAUGCUACGGUUAGGGUAAUGCUACGGUUAGGGUUAUGCUACGGUUAGGGGUUAUGCUACGGUUAGGGGUUAUGCUACGGUUAGGGGUUAUGCUACGGUUAGGGUUAUGCUACGGUUAGGGUUAUGCUACGGUUAGGGGUUAUGCUACGGUUAGGGGUUAUGCUACGGUUAGGGGUUAUGCUACGGUUAGGGGUUAUGCUACGGUUAGGGGUUAUGCUACGGUUAGGGGUUAUGCUACGGUUAGGGGUUAUGCUACGGUUAGGGGUUAUGCUACGGUUAGGGGUUAUGCUACGGUUAGGGGUUAUGCUACGGUUAGGGUUAUGCUACGGUUAGGGUUAUAUUUAGAAUAAGGGGCAGGGGUAGUAGAUAGUUGAAAUGUUCCAGCUGCUCUACAGACUAUACCCCCCACCCCCCACCCCAAAAAAUACGAACACAAAAAAAACAUUUAUUCCAAAACUAUAGUAAUACUGCAACAACAACAAAACACGGCAAAGGAAUACACUUUCUGGCCUAAAUGCAAAGCCUUAUGUUUGAGGCAAAUCCAACACAAAGCAUCACUGAGUAACUGUACGGUAUCCUUAUUUUCAUCAUGGUAUGGUUAUGCUUGACAUCGGCAGAGACUGGGGAGUUUUUCAGGAUAAAAAGAAAUGGGAUGGAGCUAAGCACACGCAAAAUCCUAGAGGACUUUGCACCAGAUACUGGGAGAGGAAUUCACCUUUCAGCAGGACAAUAACCUACAGUUUUGGACAAAAGUUUUGAGAAUGACACAAAUAUACAUUUUCACAAGGUCUGCUGCCUCAGUGUCUUUAGAUAUUUUUGUCAGAUGUUAUUAUGGAAUACAUGUAUUAUGGAAUACAUGGGAUACAAGUAUAAUUACAAGCAUUUCAUAAGUGUCAAAGGCUUUUAUUGACAAUUACAUGAAGUUGAUGCAAAGAGUCAAUAUUUGCAGUAUUGACACUUCUUUUUCAAGACCUCUGCAAUCCGCCCUGGCAUGCUAUCAAUUAACUUCUGGGUCACAUCCUGACUGAUGGCAGCCCAUUCUUGCAUAAUCAAUGCUUGGAGUUUGUCAGAAUUUGUGGGUUUUUGUUUGUCCACCUGCCUCUUGAGGAUUGACCACAAGUUCUCAAUGGGAAUAAGGUCUGGGGAGUUUCCUGGCCAUGGACCCAAAAUAUCGAUGUUUUGUUCCCCGAGCCACUUAGUUAUCACUUUUGGCAUGGUGCUCCAUUAUGGUGGAAAAGGCAUUGUUCGUCACCAAACUGUUCCUGUAUGGUUAGGAGAAGUUGCUCUCGGAGGAUGUGCUGGUACCAUUCUUUAUUCAUGGCUGUGUUCUUAGGCAAAAUUGUGAGUGAUCCCACUCCCUUGGCUGAGAAGCAACCCCACACAUGAAUGGUCUCAGGAUGCUUUACUGUUGGCAUAACACAGGACUGAUGGUAGCGCUCACCUUGUUUUCUCUGGACAAGUUUUUUUCCCAGAUGCCCCAAACAAUCGGAAAGGAGAUUCAUCAGAGAAAAUGACUUUACCCCAGUCCUCAGCAGUCCAAUCCCUGUACCUUUUGCAGAAUAUCAGUCUGUCCCAGAGAGAAGUGGCUUCUUUGCUGCCCUUCUUGACACCAGCCCAUCCUCCAAAAGUCUUCGCCUCACAUGCACUCACACCAGCCUGCUGACAUUUCUGAGCAAGCUCUGUACUGGUGGUGCCCCGAUACCGCAGCUGAAUCAACUUUAGGAGACGUCCUGGCGCUUGCUGGACUUUCUUGGACGCCCUGAAGCCUUCUUCACAACAAUUGAACCGCUCUCCUUGAAGUUCUUGAUGAUCCGAUAAAUGAUUGAUUUAGGUGCAAUCUAACUGUCAGCAAUAUCCUUGCCUGUGAAGCCCUUUUUGUGCAAGGCAAUGAUGACGGGACGUGUUUCCUUGUAGGUAACCAUGGUUUUUUAUUUUUUCGUUAUUUUACCAGGUAAGUUGACUGAGAACACAUUCUCAUUUGCAGCAACGACCUGGGGAAUAGUUACAGGGGAGAGGAGGGGGAUGAAUGAGCCAAUUGUAAACUGGGGAUUAUUAGGUGACCAUGAUGGUUUGAGGGCCAGAUUGGGAAUUUAGCCAGGACACCGGGGUUAACACCUACUCUUACGAUAAGUGCCAUGGGAUCUUUAAUGACCUCAGAGAGUCAGGACACCCGUUUAACGUCCCAUCCGAAAGACUGCACCCUACACAGGGCAGUGUCACCAAUCACUGCCCUCCGGCAUUGGGAUAUUUUUUUUUUUUAGACCAGAGGAAAGAGUGCCUCCUACUGGCCCUCCAACACCACUUCCAGCAGCAUCUGGUCUCCCAUCCAGGGCCUGACCAGGACCAACCCUGCUUAGCUUCAGAAGCAAGCCAGUAGUGGUAUGCAGGGUGGUAUGCUGCUGGCUGACAAAGGAAGAGCAAUGAUUCCAAGCACCACCCUCAUUUUGAAGCUUCCAGUCUGUUAUUCGAACUCAAUCAGCAUGACAGAGUGAUCUCCAGCCUUGUCCUCAUCGACACUCACACCUGUGUUAACGAGAAAAUCACUGACAUGAUGUCAGCUGUUCCCUUUUGUGGCAGUGCUGAAAUGCAGUGGAAAUGUUUUUUGGGGAUUCAGUUAAUUUGCAUGGCAAAGAGGGACUUUGCAAUUAAUUGCAACUCAUCUGAUCACUCUUCAUAACAUUCUGGAGUAUAUGCAAGUUGUCAUCAUACAAACUGAGGCAGCAGACUUUGUGAAAAUGAAUGUGUCAUUCUGAAAACUUUUGGCCACGACUGUACAACGUAAGGCCAAAUCUACACUGGAGUUGCUUACCAAGAAGAUAGUAAAUGUUCUUGAGUGGCCAAGUUACAGUUUUGGCUUAAAUCUGCUUGAAAAUCUAUGGCAAGACUUGAAAAUUGCUGUCUAGCCAUGAUCCCCAAAACCUUGACAGAUUUUUAAAGAAUUUAGAAAAGAAUAAUGGACAAAAAUUGAGGUGUGCAAAGCUCUUGGAUAAGACCAAUCGCUGCCAAAGGUGUUUCAAACAUGUAUUGACUCAGGGGGGUGAAUACUUAUCUAAUCCAGGUAAAUUCAUGUUUUAUUUUCCAUUCAUCAAAAAAAAUAUAUAUAUAUAUAUAUAUAUAUUAUUACACUUUGACAUUACAGUAUUUUGUGUAGAUGAAAAUGAAAUCCAUUUGAAUCCCGCUUUGUAACACAAUAAAAUUUGAAGAAAUCCAAGGGGGGAUGAAUACUUAUGAUAGGCACUGUAGUCUAAAUCCGGAUGUAGACAAAUUCAGACUUAACAGGGUAAUGUCAAAUUAUUGCAUCAUGUUAUUGUUUAAAGAUUGAACACCUUGAGUAUGAAAGUGCCUUCAACAUUGUCCAUUUAAUCUCUGUGUUGAUGUAAAAUGUGUCUAAUGUUAUUGAACCUAACAGUUGCUUGCAGUGCUGAAAAAAUGAAAUUCUAAAUUGUACACGUGUCCCUGUUCAUAGUUGUAUUUUGCAUGAUUUAAGCUUUGUCAAAACUUGAAACUUUACAGAGGAAAAUCUUACGGGGUGGUGGGGGUGGGGGGGUUAAAUAUCAAAUAAACAUAAUUUCGGAGAUUGUUUACAUGAAUGUUUCCAAUAUUCUGUCGACCUCAUCAGAUUUUGUACCAUCUGAAAAUCAGUUCAAGUCAUGAUGACAAUUUUCUACGGGCCAGUCUUCUUCAUUACUUAACACUGUGUUUAAUCUAGAAGACUCUGCUAAUCUGGUGAUUGUGAUAUUUCCUCUCCUAUUGUUCUGUGUCUGUCUGUUCACCCAGUAAAUGGGUUGGUCCUGUUUGACAUGCCUGUGGAGAAAUUGCACUAGUUGGUGUGGCAUAUCAUGUUUUAUGUUGUUUCAUCUUCCUUGUGAAUGCAGUUUACCGUUGAUCAGUGUUCCAUGUUCUUAUCGAAAGGGACUUAGUUUCCUCUGUUGCUUUGUAUAAAACUUUUUUUCUUCA